GAUGGCUUCCCCAGAGAUCGCAUCCCUGUCCUGGGGUCACAUGAAGGUUAAAGGAUGCUCCUCCUCCUACAAAGACUGCAAAGUCUGGCCCGGGGGAAGUAGGACCUGGGACUGGAGAGAGACUGGAACUGAUCAUUAUCCAGGAGUUCAGCCUUCUGACCUGGAGGAGGUGCUAAGGAAGGGGGUGGACACUUUGGUCAUUGGGAGGGGUAUGAGCGAAGCUCUGCAGGUACCUCCUGCCACUGUAGACUACGUGAAGAAGCAGGGGGUAGAUGUGGUGGUACUUCAGACUGAAAAGGCUGUGAGAGAGUACAACUCCCUGGCUGGGAAGGGAGCCAAGGUGGGCGGGGUCUUCCAUUCUACCUGCUGACGACAUCAGACACAGCAAUACAGCGGCCUCAGCAGGUGGCAUUGCGUACCACAGCAGGCUCCCAAGUCCCCCAUCUGCCUGUGUAUUUAAGGUGAGCUGGCGGGAAGCGUAUAAGGGUGUAAAUGGAUUUUUAACACUGGCUCAUCUUUUGUUUUGGCUGUAAAAAAUAAUAAAGAGGCUACUUUGA
Molecule: messenger RNA, 557 nt
Organism: Brienomyrus brachyistius
Lineage: Eukaryota; Metazoa; Chordata; Actinopteri; Osteoglossiformes; Mormyridae
Gene: aamdc
Product: adipogenesis associated, Mth938 domain containing
Exons: 3
Coding region: 2-370 (122 amino acids)
Biological process (GO): positive regulation of fat cell differentiation
Cellular component (GO): cytoplasm
Source: RefSeq, a predicted model, not a curated record